Cotesia congregata is the source of this 504-nucleotide messenger RNA. The record is from the annotation of a GenBank genome assembly. Lineage: Eukaryota; Metazoa; Arthropoda; Insecta; Hymenoptera; Braconidae.
AUGAAACUCAGUGUACUUAUUCUACGAAUCAAUACCGAGAUACAUUUAGAAUACGAGCUAAAUCCGCCGAUUAGUUUACGAGUUGUGGCUAAAUUAUAUUUCUCCAACAAAAUAUAUCCAAGAUUGAUCAUCAAUAAUUCAAUAUCAAAAAUUCAUCCCGAUCAAACCAGCACCGUAUCUUUAGUAUUUAACAGCGGCACCUUCUCGACACUUUUUUUAAUAUCAAAGCUGUUAAGCCAAUCAGAGCUUGGCUUCCCUUGGAUCCCGCACAAACUGAAGUUACAAAAGUCCGCAAGGUUUUGGAGCGCGCCGCGAUGGAACGGGUUCCCGUGCUUGAAGUGUUCGUACCUCCCGGCGUUCAUCCUCUCGUUGGUGGUCAUCCCCAGGACCAUUAUUUGGUACAGCUGGCACAUAAGCAGCGCGCCGACCCAUAAAGAGUGCAGACCUGUGUUAGCAGCGAUCCACAUUACCCAGGCGUCGCAAGUCGCUGCUGCCACGAAGUAG